CCGAGCGGAGCCGGCAGCGCCGAGCGGAGCCGGCUGCCGGCAAAGCCCCGGUGCCUCUGUGGCACUGCUGGGGGCGAGGUUCUCGCUCUCUCGCUGCUGCUCCUCCCGGCUUGCUGCUGCGAGACCGAGAAGCAGAUGCGGAGGUGAGCGUGCGUGCGGCAGGAGAUGCGGAGCGCGCUUGGCUGAGGUGCAAGACCCCUGGGAAGCGCUGCGAGAAGAGGCGGGGAGAGGCAGUGGGAAGGAGGCAGGAGCAGAACUGAAGUACAGCGCAGCUGUUUCCGAGUACUCUGGUUCUUUUGGGUGCCUCAAUGAUUGUGAACAUGGAUUCUGUCACUGAAAUCUUCUUGAAGCUGCUCUUUCUCCUGUCUGUUCAUCGCCAGCACAUGGCAGUGGCAGGGAAUAAAUAUAAUUGUGAUGAUCAGCUGGUGUCUGCUUUGCCUCAGUCAUCAUUCAGUAGCUCAUCAGAGCUGUCUAGCAGCCACAGCCCUGGAUUUGCAAGGCUUAAUCGAAGAGAGGGUGCUGGUGGCUGGUCUCCACUUGUGUCCAACAAAUAUCAGUGGCUUCAGAUUGAUCUUGGUGAGAGGACUGAGAUUACUGCUGUUGCUACUCAAGGUGGUUAUGGGAGCUCAGACUGGGUGACAAGCUACCUUCUGAUGUUCAGUGACAGUGGACAGAAUUGGAAACAAUAUCGUCAAGAAGAAAGCAUUUGGGCCUUUUCUGGAAACACAAAUGCAGACAGUGUCGUGUACUAUAAGCUUCAGCAUUCGAUUAAAGCAAGAUUUCUCCGUUUUGUGCCUUUGGACUGGAAUCCAAAUGGCAGGAUUGGCAUGCGCAUUGAAGUGUAUGGAUGCACAUAUAGGUCUGAGGUGGUUGGCUUUGAUGGGAAAAGUUGUCUAAUUUACACAUUAAAUAAAAAACUCAUUAAUGCACUGAAAGAUGUGAUUUCUCUGAAGUUUAAGACAAUGCAAAGUGAUGGAAUUCUCCUCCACAGAGAAGGACAAAAUGGAGACCACAUCACCAUGGAAUUAACUAAAGGGAAGCUGUCCCUACUCAUUAAUUUAGGUGAUACUAAAACUCAUCCUUCUAAUGCCCAAAUUAAUAUUACGCUGGGCAGCCUUUUGGAUGAUCAACACUGGCAUUCUGUUGUCAUUGAGCAUUUUAACAAUCAAGUAAACUUUACAGUGGAUAAACACACUCAUCACUUUCAUGGCAAAGGAGAAUUCAGUUAUUUGGACCUUGAUUAUGAGCUCAGCUUUGGAGGGAUCCCAAUGCCUGGAAAAUCAGGGACAUUAUCACGCAGGAACUUUCAUGGGUGUUUUGAAAAUAUUUAUUAUAAUGGAGUGAACAUUAUUGACCUGGCCAGGAGGCAUAAAUCUCAGAUCUACAUUGUGGGCAAUAUGUCCUUCUCAUGUUUAGAGCCACAGGUGGUUCCUGUUACAUUUCUGAGCUCCAGCAGUUUCCUGGCACUGCAAGGCACAUCAGGGCAAGAUGAAGUAUUUGUCAGUUUUGAGUUUCGCACUUGGAACAAGGAAGGACUUCUAUUAUCCAGUAAACUGCACCAGUCUUCUGGUGGUUUCCUCUUAUAUCUGAGUGAUGGGAGAGUCAAAAUCAAUCUUCAUAAAACAGGAAGAGUACUGAGUGACAUCGCUACAGGUGCUGGAUUAAAUAAUGGCCAGUGGCAUUCUGUAUCUCUCGCUGUCAAAAGGAGCCGUAUCAGUGUAAGAGUGGACAAUGAUGUGACCACAUCUGCUCAUGCCUUCAUACCUCUGCAGAUUUAUUCAGAUGUUUUCUACUUUGGAGGCUGUCCUAGCAGUGGAAACAUUUCUGAAUGUAAUACCUCAUUUGGUGGUUUUCAAGGGUGCAUGCGGCAUAUUUCCAUUGGUAACAAAGCAGUGGAUAUGAUCUCUAUUCAGCAAAAUGGUUUUGGCAAUUUCAGUGAUCUUCUCAUAGAUUUAUGUGGCAUUACAGACAGGUGUUUGCCUAAUUACUGUGAACAUGGUGGUGAGUGCUCACAGUCCUGGAACAGUUUCCACUGUAACUGUGCCAAUACUGGUUACAAGGGAGCUACUUGUCACUAUCCCAUCUAUGAGCAAUCAUGUGAAGCCUAUAAACACAGAGGGAUCACUUCAGGCUUUUACAAUAUUGAUUCAGAUGGAAGUGGCCCCUUGGGACCAUUUCUUGUAUACUGCAAUAUGACAGAUGCAACAUGGACAAUUAUACAGCAUAACAGCACCAACCUAACCAGAGUUAAAAAUGCUAAUCGAGAGAACCCACACACUGUGUUUUUCAAGUACUCUGCCAGCCUGGACCAGCUUCAGGCUACAAUAAACCUUGCAGAUCACUGUGAACAGGAGCUGGCUUACUACUGCAAAAAGUCAAGGCUUUUAGAUAAGUCAGAUGGGAUGCCACUGAGCUGGUGGAUUGGAAGAACCAAUGAAACUCAUACUUACUGGGGAGGUUCCUUGCCUGCUGUACAAAAAUGUGCUUGUGGACUGGAGGGAAGCUGCAUUGAUUCCCAGCAUUACUGCAACUGUGAUGCAGACAGAGAUGAAUGGACAAAUGAUACUGGCUUCCUCUCCUACAAGGACCAUCUACCAGUAACUGAAAUUGUGAUCACAGAUACUGACAGACCAAACUCGGAAGCUGCUUACAAACUGGGGCCUUUGCUUUGCCGUGGUGAUAGAACAUUUUGGAAUUCGGCUUCCUUCAACACAGAGGCAUCCUACCUGCAUUUCCCCACCUUCCAUGGAGAAUUCAGUGCAGAUGUCUCAUUUUUCUUUAAAACUACUGCAUCCUCAGGAGUGUUUUUAGAGAACCUGGGAAUUCAAGACUUCAUAAGGAUAGAGUUACAAUCUCCAUCUGAAGUGGCUUUUUCAUUUGACGUGGGAAACGGACCUAGCGAAGUUGUAGUGCAAUCACACAAUUCCUUAAAUGACAACCAAUGGCAUUAUGUGAAGGCUGAGAGAAAUGUCAAAGAGGCUUCCUUACAAAUAGAUCAACUUCCUCAAAGAUCUCACAGUGCUCCACCUGAUGGACAUAUCCGCUUGCAACUCAACAGCCAGCUUUUUGUAGGUGGAACAGCAUCCAGGCAGAAAGGAUUUUUGGGAUGCAUUCGUUCAUUACGGUUGAAUGGAAUGGCCCUUGACCUGGAAGAGAGAGCAAAGAUAACACCAGGAGUUGAACCUGGCUGUCCUGGACAUUGUAGCAGCUAUGGUAACCUGUGUCACAAUGGUGGAAAAUGUAGAGAGAAAUACAGUGGAUUCUCCUGUGACUGCACUUUCUCAGCCUAUGCUGGGCCAUUCUGUAAGAAAGAGAUCUCUGCCUAUUUUUGGACUGGCACUUCUGUGACAUACAACUUUCAAGAAUACUACACAUUAGCUAAAAAUUCCAGUUCUCAUGCUUCUUCUUUCUAUGCUGACAUGACGCUGGCCAGGGAAGCAAUUACAUUUGCCUUUCGAACAACACGGACACCAAGCUUACUGCUCUAUGUCAGCUCCUUCUACAAGGAGUACCUCUCGGCCAUUCUCACCAGGAAUGGAAGUUUACAGAUUAGGUACAAGCUAGAUAGCCAUCAAGAUCCUGAUGUCUUCAGCAUCAGUUUCAAAAGCAUGGCUGAUGGACAGCUACAACAUGUGAAGAUAAAUAGAGAGGAGGAAACACUUUUUGUAGAGGUUAACCAGAAUGAAAGAAUGAAGUUUAUUCUGUCUUCAGGCACAGAAUUCAAUGCAAUCAAGUCUCUCACACUUGGGAAAAUUUUAGAAAACAGUGAUGUAGAUGAGGAGACCAUGAAGGCAAACUCUCAGGGGUUUGUUGGCUGUCUAUCUUCAGUGCAGUUCAACCACAUUGCUCCUUUGAAGGCUGCACUGCACCACAGCAGCUCAGCCCCUGUCAUUGUAAAAGGGCGUUUCACUGAAUCCAGCUGUGGUGCUUUAACUGGAGCUGACUCAACAUCAAGUGAAACAACCCAUUCAUUUGCAGAUCACUCUGGACCAAUAGAUGAGGGAAAGCCCUUAGCUAAUGCAAUCAGAAGUGACUCUGCAAUUAUUGGAGGUGUGAUAGCAGUUGUCAUAUUCAUUCUACUUUGCAUCACGGCCAUAGCCAUACGCAUUUAUAAAAAAAAAGGCAUAUACUCAAAAAAUGAGGCAAAAGGAUCUGAAAACGAAGACAGUGCUGAAUCUGCAUUGAAAAGUGAGCUCAGCAUGCAAAAUACAGCCAAUGAAAAUCAAAAGGAAUACUUCUUCUGAUUAUCAUUAAUGAUUUAAUUUAAUAUAGUAACGUGACAGUCUGACUUUCUUGCUAAGCCAGGGGGCUCUCACUGGGCAGAAAAAGUUCUUGCACACUACUCUAAAUGCAAUGGAUUUGAGACUUACUAUACUGGAUAUGUUCAGUCUCAGUGAUUGCUGUAGCGGGCCUCUUUGAAUUACAUGCAUUCCUUAGCUAUUAUACCGUAAAUGCAUUUUAUGUAACAGUGAAUUAGAUAUUGUAACCAAUUUCAUUGUUGGUAGUUUCCGACUGUUCUAAUGUGACCUUCUACAAAUGAAGUUUAAUGUACACACUGAAUAUGACUUUUGAAUGGGAAAAUUGUUAUGAAUUUAUUCCUAUCCUUUUCUUUAAAAUUUGAUUGAUGAUUUUUUUGUUCAAGGUGAAAGGUAGAUUCUUAUACUUUAUGUACUAAAGAAAUUCUGCUGUGAUGCA
Lonchura striata (white-rumped munia) is the source of this 4695-nucleotide messenger RNA. RefSeq names its product contactin associated protein family member 4 (gene CNTNAP4). NCBI's taxonomy places the organism in Eukaryota, Metazoa, Chordata, Aves, Passeriformes, Estrildidae. The record is from RefSeq and is a predicted model, not a curated record.